AUGUCUUUGAAGCUCCACGAACUUACAAACGAUGAGGACUUCAAGAAGAUAAACGCCGCAGAGCACGAGGCCUAUAGUAACCCGUUCAAUGGCGUCUUUGAACUCACCAAAGGCACCUCGCCAGAAGAGGCUUGCGCCCGUCAACUAGUUUGGCAUAAAAUCCAGCCUGGUAGCCACUGGGUCUAUGUUACCGACGAAAGCACUGGCGAAGUGAUUGGGGGUACGCGAUAUAUUAUUUACGAGACAAAUCCAUACGCGGUCGAACAACCCGCACGAAAGGCUUCUUGGCUACCUGAAGCGCACAGGAAACGGGGCGCCGCAAGCUUGAUGCUGGAGUGGGGGGCUCGAAAAGCCGAUGAGCUCGGCCUGGAAUCAUUCGUCGAAUCUACCGAGAUGGCUCGCCGCACCUAUGAAAAGCAAGGGUUUUAUGUGAUUGGUGAUUUCUACCUGGACGCCCAGGAAGAGAAUCCCAGCAAGGAGUUCAUUGCGGAGAGAGAAAGGCUCGAGUGUCCUAUCCAUGGGUUCAUCAUGAAGAGGGAUGCGAGGGAUGUUAAAUCUGCCCAAUAG
Messenger RNA from Daldinia vernicosa, 567 nucleotides. RefSeq lists its product as uncharacterized. The record is from RefSeq and is a predicted model, not a curated record. Bases 1 to 567 code for a protein of 188 amino acids. The transcript has 2 exons. NCBI's taxonomy places the organism in Eukaryota, Fungi, Ascomycota, Sordariomycetes, Xylariales, Hypoxylaceae. Gene Ontology annotation, molecular function: acyltransferase activity, transferring groups other than amino-acyl groups.